AUGGUCUCUGCUGCAGGGCAGGGCGCUUUCGGCGGGAGCGGGAACGACAAGGUAGCUCAGCGGGUGCAGUUCCCCAUUGGGUCAGUGGAGCCCACUGAUUACGCAGAAGAGAAGAUGCGUGAUUUUGCCAUCAGUAGCUUGCAAGUGAACGCUGUUCCUUUCGACCAGGACCAAGAUGAGCAAUGGAAAAACUUCAAGCUCAAACCUGCCCACAUCACCUUGGCCCUCAAGGUCCAAACGAAGGCGAUGCGUGAGUUCCCGUCGGGCUGCCCGGGCUCCAGCAGCGCCGCGGACCAGACUGCCCAGGCCAUUGCAGAGUGGGCCAAGGUGCAAAACGCCAAGGCGGAGAAAGAAGCAAAGCGCGGGACGUUGAGCUUCAACUUGCAGGACAGGAUCGCUGAAGUGGGGCUCCGGUGCGUCCAAGGAGAUUUACUCCCCACAGAAGAGGCUCUUCUCCGAAUGGAGAAUCUCCCGUCGGCGAAGAUUGCCAGGGAUAAGGGCCGGAAAUGGGUGGGCUCCUCUGAGGGAGAAGAUCUGCUUGCGAACUUCCGCCCAGGCUUUUCGAAAACGCCUAAACUGGACGUCCUCGUGGGCAGCGGGACCAUCGGUGACAAAGUCACGGAGGCCCGGGAAGCGAAGCGGGCCCGCACCAUGGAGGAGCGGAUCGGCUUUAUGGGCUUCGCGAAUUUUCUCGGUCACCUCCACGAUUGGGGCACCAAAAUGGUUCUCUCCAAGGUGAUCACGCCCGUGCAGUACUGGGCGUACGAGAUGCAAUUGGUGCGCUUGUGUGAGGAGCGUGGCGGCACGAGGGUUGCGUUCUACAACGACCUGCUUCUCCGCCAGAAGCUGGCCCGUGCCCUCGAGCAGGGCCAGGACGACCAGGUCGAGGUCUUGCUGUGCAGGCUGGAUCGCGACGUGCUGGAAGACGCCUCGCACAAGGUCAAGCAGCGCGCCGAGGAGGUCAACAGGGCCAACUCGAAGCAGACGAGCGGCCCGGCGUCAUCGCAGGGGUUCGCGCCUUCGCAAGGAGGCAAGCCGGGAGCGCAGGGCAAGGGGGGCCAGAAAGGAGGCAAGCCAGACAAAGGCGGAAAGCAGAGCAAGCCCGCCAGGCCGGCCCCGACCACGCCCCAGCGCUCCAGGAGCCCGCCCAAAGGCAAGGGCACAGCUUCUGCGCAGUGGCACACCAAAGGCCAGGAGAAGAAGUGGUCCAGCUGGUGA
Prorocentrum cordatum is the source of this 1218-nucleotide messenger RNA. NCBI's taxonomy places the organism in Eukaryota, Dinophyceae, Prorocentrales, Prorocentraceae. The record is from the annotation of a GenBank genome assembly.